Messenger RNA from Petromyzon marinus (sea lamprey), 6630 nucleotides. RefSeq lists its product as uncharacterized. Gene Ontology annotation, cellular component: cytoplasm; membrane; myosin filament. The record is from RefSeq and is a predicted model, not a curated record. Gene Ontology annotation, molecular function: ATP binding; microfilament motor activity; actin filament binding. NCBI's taxonomy places the organism in Eukaryota, Metazoa, Chordata, Hyperoartia, Petromyzontiformes, Petromyzontidae. Gene Ontology annotation, biological process: actin filament organization.
UUAAGCGCGUAAAUUAUGCUGAUUAAGGGCGCGCCGGGACUGGCUUCCUGAGUUUGCUCAGAGCGAGUUCGGACCGUGCUGUCUUUAGGGUUUUUGCCUCCUCCGAAGCCGCCUUUGUCUUCCCGAGUCUCUGUUGAAGCAUGGCGGACCCCGCGGACCCGGUGUCGCUGCUGUCCGUGAGCCGCUCCACAGCCAUCGACUCGGCGGCCCAGGCGGAGUGGGCCUCGAAACGCCUCCUCUGGGUGCCCUCGGAGAGGCUGGGCUACGAAAAAGCCUCCCUCAAGGAGGAGAGUGGAGAUGAGGUGGUGGUGGAGUUGGUGGAGUCUCGCCAGCGUGCCACCUUCAACAAGGACGAUGUGCAGAAGAUGAACCCUCCCAAGUUCGAGAAGGUGGAGGACAUGGCGGAACUGACCUGCCUCAACCACGCUAGCGUGCUGCACAACCUGCGGGAGCGAUACCACUCUGGGCUCAUCUACACAUACUCGGGCCUGUUCUGCGUGGUGAUCAACCCUUACAAGGCCAUCCCCAUCUACACCGACGCCAUCAUGGACCUGUACAAGGGACGCAAACGGCACGAAGUGCCACCACACAUCUACGCUGUGUCGGAAACUGCCUAUCGUAGCAUGAUGCAUGAUCGUGAGGACCAAUCCAUCCUGUGCACGGGUGAAUCCGGUGCCGGCAAGACGGAGAACACCAAGAAAGUGAUCCAGUAUCUGGCUCAUGUCGCAUCCCAGCGUGGACGCCCUGCUGCUCAUGGACUACCGCCCGAGUCUCCACGAAUCUCGAAGGCCUCUAGCGCGUUCACAUACGGUGAGUUGGAGAAGCAGCUGCUGCAGGCGAACCCCAUCCUGGAGGCGUUCGGCAAUGCCAAGACGGUGAAGAAUGACAACUCGUCCCGCUUUGGUAAGUUUAUCCGGAUCAACUUUGACGUCACCGGAUUCAUCGUGGGAGCCAACAUUGAGACUUACCUGCUGGAGAAGUCUCGCAACAUUCGCCAGGCAAAGGAUGAACGCUCAUUCCACAUCUACUACUACCUGCUGCAUGGAGCAUCAUCCGCACAGAGGGAGGAGCUCCUGCUGGAAGGUUUCCCGUCCUACCGCUUUCUCUGCGGUGGGCCCAUCGAUGUGCCCGGAGCCCCAGACAAGGAAAUGUUCCAUCAGACCGUCGAGGCACUCAACAUCAUGGGCUUCACGCAGGAGGAGCAGAUGGCUGUUUUCAAGAUCGUCUCGUCCGUGCUGCAGUUUGGGAAUCUGGUUUUCAAGAAGGAACGAAACACAGACCAAGCCUCAAUGCCUGACAACACGGCUGCCCAGAAGCUGUGUCGUCUGCUGGGUAUCCCGGUCACGGACUUCACUCGUGCCAUCCUCUCCCCGCGCAUCAAGGUCGGCCGAGACUUCGUGCAGAAGGCACAGACCAAGGAGCAGGCCGACUUUGCCGUGGAGGCACUUGCCAAGGCUUCUUCGGAGCGCCUCUUCCGCUGGUUGGUGCUGCGCAUCAACCGGGCGCUGGACCGCACCACGCGCCAGGGAGCCUCCUUCAUCGGCAUCCUCGACAUCGCCGGCUUCGAGAUCUUCGAGCUGAACUCCUUCGAGCAGCUGUGCAUCAACUACACCAACGAGAAGCUGCAGCAGCUCUUCAACCACACGAUGUUCACGCUAGAGCAGGAGGAGUAUCGCCGUGAGGGCAUCGAGUGGAGCUUCAUCGACUUCGGACUCGACCUGCAGCCCUGCAUCGAGCUCAUCGAGAAGCCGGUGGGACCCCCGGGUAUCCUGGCUCUGCUGGACGAGGAGUGUUGGUUCCCCAAGGCAACCGAUCGCUCGUUCGUAGAGAAGCUGCUCCAGGAGCAGGCAGCCCAUCCCAAGAUCUCCAAGCCCAAGCAGAUCAAGGACAAGUGCGACUUCUGUGUGGUGCACUACGCCGGAAAGGUGGAGUACAAGGCUGACGAGUGGCUACUGAAGAACAUGGACCCAUUGAACGACAACGUCGCCUCCCUCCUCCACCAGUCCACCAACCCCCUGGUGCAGGAGCUCUGGAAGGACGUGGAUCGCAUCGUGGGUCUGGAGCAGGUGUCGGGGAUGAGUGGCGGAGACUCCUCCUUUGGGGGAGCGUCCGCCCCUUUCGGCGGCGGGAACAUGAAGACUCGCAAGGGCAUGUUCCGAACUGUCGGACAACUCUACAAGGAGCAGCUGGGCAAGCUGAUGGGGACGCUGCGCAACACAAACCCCAACUUCGUGCGCUGCAUCAUCCCCAAUCACGAGAAGAAGGCGGGCAAGCUAGAGCCGCACCUGCUAAUGGAGCAGCUCCGCUGCAACGGAGUCCUCGAGGGGAUCCGGAUCUGUCGUCAGGGCUUCCCCAACCGCGUCAUCUUCCAGGAGUUCCGCCAGAGAUACGAGAUCUUGACUCCAAACGCCAUUCCCAAGGGCUUCAUGGACGGGAAACAAGCGUGUGAGAGAAUGGUGAAGAGCAUGGAGCUGGACUCGAACCUAUUCCGUGUAGGGCAGAGCAAAAUCUUCCUGCGCGCCGGCGUCCUGGCACAGCUAGAGGAGGAGCGCGACAUCAAGAUCAGUGACACGAUCCUCGCCUUCCAGUCAACCUGCCGCGGAUUCCUCGCCCGGCGGGCAUUUGCCAAGAGGCAGCAGCAACUGGCGGCCGUGAGAGUCUUGCAGAGGAAUUGCUCCUCCCACCUGAAGCUCCGCAACUGGAACUGGUGGAAGCUCUUCACCAAGGUGAAGCCGCUGCUGCAGGUGAGCCGCCAGGAGGAGGAGAUGCUUGCCAAGGAUGAUGAGAUUUCCAAGAUGGCCGACCGCCAGACCAAGAUGGCCUCCGAGAUGGUCGAACUGGAAAAGAAGCAGCAGCAGCUGUUUGAGGAGAAGCUGCAGCUGGCCGAGCGGCUGCAGGCGGAGUCUGAGCUGUGCGCGGAGGCGGAGGACGCGAGGGCGCGCCUGAUGGCCAAGAAGCAGGAGCUGGAGAUGCUCGUGCGCGACAUGGAGGGCCGCUGGAACGAGGAGGAGGAGCGGGCAGCCUCCCUCGCCGAAGAGAAGAAGAAGCUGCAGCAGAACCUCCUGGAUCUGGAGGACCAGCUGGAGGAGGAGGAGACGAUGAGGCAGAAGCUGCACCUGGACAAGGUGACUCUAGAGUCUCGCGUAAAGAAGAUGGAGGAAGACAUCCUCAUCAUGGAUGACCAGAACUCGCGACUCACUAAGGAGAAGAAGCUGCUGGAUGAGCGAGUGAGCGACUUGACCGAGCGCCUCGCCAAGGAGGAGGAGGCCAACAAGGGGCUGGGCAAGGUGAAGGCCAAGUUGGAGAGCCAGCUGGGAGACAUGGAGGAGCGUCUCAAGCGAGAGGAGAGCUCGCGACAGGAGGCUGAGAAGCUGCGACGCCGUCUGGACGGGGAGUCUGCCCAGCUCGGUGACCUGGUGACAGAGCUGCAGCGACGUGUCUCCGAGCUCGAAGCUCAGCUCCAGCGCAAGGAUGGGGAGCUGCAAGCAGCCCUGGCCAAGCUGGAGCAGGAGCAGGCAGAGAAGCAGGCAGCCCAGAAGCAGCUCCGGGAGUCUUUGUCGCGCCUGGCGGAGGCCGCCGAGGACGCCGAGGCAGAGCGGGCGGCCCGCGCCAAGGCCGAGAAGCAGCGGAGGGAGCUGGCGGACGAGCUCGAGACCCUGAAGAGCGAGCUGGAAGACACCCUGGACACUACGGCCACGCAGCAGGAGCUACGCACGAAACGGGAGCUGGAGGUGGUGGAUCUGAAGCGAGCGCUGGAGGAGGAGGCGCUGGCGCAUGCCGCGGCCCUGCAGGAGCUGAGGCAGCGCAGCGCCGGAGCCCUGCAGGAGGUCACCGAGCAGCUGGAGACGACCAAGAAGGCAAAGCUGAGUCUGGAGAAGGCCAAGGCUGGGCUGGAGGCCGAGCGGAAUCAGCUGAGCCAGGAGGUGGCCGCCGUCUCCGCCACCCGCUCAGAGAUCGACGCUCGCCGCAAGAAGUCUGAGGCGGCCGCGGCCGAAGCGGCCCAGCGUAGCGUCGAACUCGAGCGAGCGCGCUCCGAGCUGGUGGCCACAAACACCCGCCUACAGGCCGAGCUGGAGUCCGUCUCAGCUCAGCUCGCCCAGGCCGAGAGCAAAAUCAGCAACACAAACAAACAGAGUUCCAGCCUGGAGACGCAGCUCCAUGAUGCACAGGAGCUGCUGGCGGAGGAGUCUCGUGUGAAGGUGUCGCUGGGCGUGAGGCUGAAGGCGCUGGAGGAGGAACGAGCACUGGCGACGGAGCGCCAGGAGGAGGCCGAAGCCGCCAAGGCUGCCUCCGACAAGCAGCUGGCAGCACUGCAGGCACAGCUCUCCGAUCUCCGUCGCUCCUCCGAGGAGCUGGCCUCCUCAUUGGAGGCCUCCGAGUCGACCCGCCGCCGCCUCUCCAAGGAGCUAGAGGAGGGGGUGGCGCGAAAUGACGCGGCGACGGCGGCGCUGGACAAGUGCGAGCGCACGCGCGCCCGGCUCCAGCACGAGCUGGAGGACCUCGGCGUGGCUCACGAGACACUCAGGCAGAGCGCAGCCGCUCUCGACAAGCGGCACAAGAAGUUCGACCAGCUCCUAGCGGAGGAGAAGGCUUCGUGCGUCCGCGUCGCCGAGGAGCGCGACCGGGCGGAGGCAUUGGCUCGCGAGCGGGAGACUCGCGCCCUCGCGCUCGCCCGGGCCCUCGAGGAGGCGACGGAGGGCCGCGCGGAGCUCGACAAGAGCCUGAAGCAGGCCCGGGCCGAGAUGGAGCACCUCGUCAGCUCCAAGGACGACGUGGGCAAGAACGUGCACGAGCUGGAGAAGUCGAAGCGGGCGCUGGAGCAGCAGCUGGAGGAGAUGAAGACUCAGCUGGAGGAGCUGGAGGAUGAGCUGCAGGCCACGGAGGAUGCAAAGCUGCGGCUGGAGGUCAACAUGGGGGCGCUGAAGACGCAGCUGGAGAGGGACACGCAGGGGCGAGAGGAGCAGGGAGAGGAGAAGCGACGGGCGCUGACGAAGCAGGUACGGGAGAUGGAGGAGGAGCUGGAGGAGGAGCGUCGCCAGAGGUCGGCGGCUGUGGCUCAGCGCAAGAAGCUGGAGGGCGACGUCAUGGAGCUGCAGGCGCAGGUGGAGGAGCUGAAAAAGAGCAAGGAGGAGCACGGCAAGCAGGGCAAGAAGAUGCAGGCUGCUCUGAAGGAUGCCCAGAGGGAGGUGGAGGAGCUGCGGUCGGGGAGGGAGGAGCUCAUGGGGCAGACGCGGGACCUGGACAAGAAGAUCCGGAGCCUGGAGGCAGAGCUGGUGCAAGCCAGUGAGGCGCUCUCCACGGCAGAGCGAGUGAAGCGUCUGGUGGAGACUGAGAGGGACGAGCUCACGGAGGAGAUAACGGCAGUCAACUCUGCCAAGGCUCAGCUCCUGGACGAGAAGCGGCGCGUGGAGAUGCGCAUCACCCAGGUGGAGGAGGAGCUGGAGGAAGAGCAGAGCUCCAUCGAGACACUCAGCGACAAGCUGCGCAAGGCCACGGCACAGGUGGAGCAGCUGACGCUGGAGGUGCAGGGGGAACGCAGCGCCAGCCAACGCGCCGAGACCGCCCGCUCGGCCCUCGAGCGGCAGCUCAAGGACGCUACGGCUCGCCUGGCGGAGGCCGAGGCUUCGGCCCGUACCAAGGCCAAGGCGUCGAUAAGCCAGCUGGAGGCGAAGCUCUCGCUGCUCGAGGAGCAGCUGGAGGCCGAAACCAGGGAGAAGGGGUCGUCUGCUAAGCAGCUCCGCCGCGCUGAUAAGAAGCUGAAGGAGAUGGCACUGCAGCUGGAGGAGGAGCGGAGACAGGGGGAGACUCACAAAGACUCGGCUGAGAAGACCUCAGCCAGGCUGAAGGCGCUGAAGCGUCAGCUGGAGGAGGCUGAGGAGGAGGGCAACCGCGGUGCCGCCACUCGCAGGAAGCUGCAGCGGGAGCUGGAGGAGAUGACGGAGCUGGCGGAGGCCACGCGCAGGGAGGCCGACGGAUACAAGAGCAAGUUGCGCAUCGCCACCACCACCUCUUCUUCUCGCCGCGGGGCCCGAGGAGCGGCUGCAGGUGAAGACCUCUCCGACGACGAGAAGUGAUCGACCUCGUGACCCUUUGAUCCCUUCCCCCUCCCCUCUGAGUCAUGUGACUCCUGGACCAAAAAAAUAGAAUGAGCUUCGCAAACCCCACCCCCCUCUUCAGCCUCACCUCCCUGCUGUGACCCUCCCCCACCCUGGGUGCUGAACUUUCCCUCUGGCCCUUGAGGGUUUAAUCUCCGUGCCUUGACCUUCACCAACACCCCACCUCUCUGAUUAUCGUUGACCGCUAUUGGUCUUGAAAUGUUUGAACCCUCCCACAGAAGUGAUGGAGGUGGUCGUGGUUGUGGUGUUGCAGAUUGUAAACGGAUUAUCAAUGAGUGAUGAUCGUGAAGAAGAUAUUGAUAAUGACGUCACUGGUUUAUGAUGGUGGUGGUGCUGGUGAUGUCACCUGGAUUUGAACUGUGAAAUAUGACCUUGUGGUGAUGGUGGGUAUAUCCAUUUAUGCUUCCUUGAUGGUGGUGGUGUCGCCUACGUGCAUUCUUGUGGCUUAUAUUUUUUAAAGAUUCUGCAUUCGCUAUGAAAACAAAAGAUUAAAAAAAAUAAAAAAUGUAACCUU